UUUGCAUUAUCCAUUUUUCUCUCAUCAUAUCAUCUGUUCUUCACUAGCUUGUAUAGUUUUGUUUGUUUUCUUACAAAAACGUAAACGAUAAUCAUGGGUGUCAUAACAUGCACGUUAGCUGAAUUUGAUAGCGUUGUCGCCCCGAACCGGUUGUUCCAAGCUAUGUCCAUUGACAGCCACAACUUCUUGCCAAAGGUUGUGCCUCACUUUGUUAAAUCUGUCGAGUUUGUUGAAGGCGACUCUACUACUGUUGGUUGCGUCAAAAAUAUCAACUUCCCUGAUGAGGCUCCAUACAGAUAUGUGAAAACUAGAGUAGACGAAAUCGAUUGUACUAACUUCUACCUAAAGUAUACAAGCAUUGAAGGAGAUAUAUUUCCCGAUACAUUAGAAUGUGCCGUGUAUGAGAACAAAUACGACGCUUCGAGCACCGGAACACACUACAAGAUGGUAGCACACUACCAUAUGAAGGGAGACAAUGUUAUGGAUGAUGAAGAAAUUGAAAGUGCCAAACAAGGGAUUCAAAUGAUGUUUAAGGCUAUUGAAGACCAUCUCAUUGCCAACCCUCAAGUUUAUGCUUGAAUUUAAUCAUAAUUAUAUAUUCAAGUUUUUUAAUGGUUACAAAAAUAUGCUACGUAGUACGUACCAUUAAUUAAAAAUGAAAUUAUGUACUACGUAGUAUGAUGUGGUGCACGUCUUUGUUUAGUUUCUUUGUUUAAUAUUUAAUUUUUGGGUUUGAAAAAAUAAUGACAUUUAAUUGGUGAACUGAGAUACGAUGUUGUAUGAGAUGCUACGUGUCUAUGUUUCAUACGAAUUGAAGUAUACAAUUGUAAAAUAUAUGUAGUUGGUCAUCAUUUCAAUCAUAUUGUAGAGAAAGUGUGUGGAGUAA
Chenopodium quinoa (quinoa) is the source of this 886-nucleotide messenger RNA. Its product is annotated as major allergen Pru ar 1-like. Bases 94 to 579 code for a protein of 161 amino acids. Gene Ontology annotation, molecular function: signaling receptor activity; abscisic acid binding; protein phosphatase inhibitor activity. Lineage: Eukaryota; Viridiplantae; Streptophyta; Magnoliopsida; Caryophyllales; Amaranthaceae. Gene Ontology annotation, biological process: defense response; abscisic acid-activated signaling pathway. Gene Ontology annotation, cellular component: cytoplasm; nucleus. The transcript has 2 exons. The record is from RefSeq and is a predicted model, not a curated record.